Molecule: messenger RNA, 863 nt
Organism: Meloidogyne enterolobii
Lineage: Eukaryota; Metazoa; Nematoda; Chromadorea; Rhabditida; Meloidogynidae
Source: the annotation of a GenBank genome assembly
UUUAAUAUAUUUAGCUCUAAUUUUUAUUUAUUUUUUUUAUUUCUUUAUAUUUGUAAUAGUGUGUGUGUAUAUUUUUAAACAAUUCUUUUUAAAAGGAAUGAAGGUUUUUUCGCCUUUUAGGAAUGUUUGUGAUAGUGUUUUUAAAGUGGUAAGGCGGGAAAAGUCAUUCCCCCUCAACUUCUCGGCGCAGUUAUUUUCUAAAGGAGGUAAGGCAAUCAUUUGCGCCUAAAAAAGCUCAAAAAAAUUUUUAUACUUUUCUUCCCACAUUUUUAUGCUUUUGUGAUCGAUUCAUCAUUCUAGCAGUUAACUAGCCCCAUCUUUCUUUUAAUUCUUCUCCCUAUAUACACCCCCUCCUCCCUAUUUUUACUUACAUUAGUACUAGUAACUAUUUCCGCAAUCAUCCUCCUUCCCAAUUCUCUCCUUUUAAUCCAUCUACUACCACACAACCAGUCGGCUUUUAAUAUGAUUUUUGUUUUUUUUAAAUUAAUAAUAACCGGGCUUAAAAGUAAUUAAAAAAUAUUUUUUUGAGAUUUCCAAAAAAUUCCAAUUUUUUAAAAACUUUUUUGCUUGUUGGCUUUUUUUCGAUUUUGUUUAUUUAUAUGGGAUUUUUUCUAUUUUUUAUCAUUUAUUUACGUUUAAAAUUUUUGGAUUCCCCCACGCUAAUUCUCCUCUAUCAAUUGAUGGUUGAUAGACUAAUCAAACAAAACUCCCCCCCCCCUCCCUCCUCUCUAUUAAGUUGGACUAACUUUUUUCUCUCUUCUCCUCCUCCCCUCCACCUCCUCGAACCAUAGCAAAAGCACAUUUUUAACUAGUCUAUCCGCCGCUUCCCCCUUCGAUUAUUCGUUGUUAAAUGACAAUACGAU